AGAAGAUGGCGAGCUUAGCGUCAGGUCCCGACGGAGGAAAACGCCGCGUGAGCUACUUCUACGAGCCAAAGAUCGGCGACUACUACUGUGGCGUCAACCAGCCAACGAAACCUCAACGGAUCCGUGUCACUCACAACCUCGUCCUCAGCUAUAACCUCCACCGCUACAUGGAAAUCAACCGCCCAGACCUUGCCGCUGCUUCCGAUUUCGAGAAAUACCACUCGCCGGAAUAUGUCGAGUUCCUUAAAUCCGUCACGCCGGAAACCUUAGACGAUCCUUCCGUCUCUCAAAACCUCAAGCGCUUCAACGUCGAUGUUGAUUGGGAUGGUCCUGUCUUCCAUAACCUCUUCGAUUACUGCCGCGCUUACGCUGGUGGUUCUAUUAGCGCCGCCGCGAAACUGAACCGUCAGGAAGCUGAUAUCGCCAUCAACUGGGCCGGUGGGAUGCACCAUGCGAAGAAAGAUAAGGCUUCUGGCUUUGCCUAUGUCAAUGAUGUUGUUCUUGGGAUUCUCGAGUUGCUCAAGGCUUUCAAGAGAGUUCUGUACAUAGAUAUUGGCUUUGGUCAUGGGGAUGGAGUGGAAGAAGCAUUUAAGGACACUGAUAGAGUUAUGACUGUUUCUUUCCACAAAACUGGGGACACCGGAGACAUAUGUGACUUUGGGGAAGGGAAAGGACAAUACUUUUCUCUGAAUGCGCCACUAAAGGAUGGUUUGGAUGAUUUCAGUCUUCGUAGUUUGUUCGUACCUGUUAUCCACAGGGCUAUGGAAAUCUAUCAGCCAGAAGUAAUUGUUUUUCAGAGUGGUACUGAUUCAUUAGUUGGUGAUCCGUUGUGUACAUUCAACUUGUCUAUCAAGGGUCAUGGUGAUUGCCUACAGUACGUGAGAUCUUUGAAUGUUCCUCUCUUGGUCUUGGGUGGUGGAGGUUCUACUAUUCCAAAUGUUGCCCGUUGCUGGUGCUAUGAGACAGCUAUUGCGGUUGGAGAACAGCUUGACAAUGAUAUCCCAGCCAAUGAGUACAUGAAGUAUUACCGUCCAGAUUACAAGCUUCACAUAUUGCCAACCAACAGGCAGAAUUUAAACACACCAGGAGAUAUUAUGACAAUGAGGGACAAAUUACUAGCGCAACUUUCACAAGUGAUGCACGCACCUAGUGUACAGUUUCAUGACACUCCAUCAUCAAGCAGUCAAGCCACUGAAGCGGCUGAAGUAGACAUGGAGAAGAGACAGAAUCCACUCAUUUUGAGUGGCAAUCCAUGUUAUGAAUCAGAUUGUAACGAGGAUUAGCAGCAUUUUCUGGUAAAGUGUCACAGGGGGAGGAUUCUUCAUAUUCGAAUUUCACCCUUUUUUU
Molecule: messenger RNA, 1347 nt
Organism: Camelina sativa (false flax)
Lineage: Eukaryota; Viridiplantae; Streptophyta; Magnoliopsida; Brassicales; Brassicaceae
Product: histone deacetylase 7
Biological process (GO): epigenetic regulation of gene expression
Cellular component (GO): nucleus
Molecular function (GO): histone deacetylase activity
Source: RefSeq, a predicted model, not a curated record